CUAACCCACAAAGAUAUUGGCACCCCUCUACCUUGUAUUUGGUGCCUGAGCCGGAAUGGUCGGAACGGCUCUCAGCCUUUUGAUUCGUGCUGAGCUCAGCCAACCUGGAUCUCUCCUGGGGGAUGACCAAAUUUAUAAUGUUAUUGUUACCGCACAUGCCUUUGUCAUGAUUUUCUUUAUAGUAAUGCCAAUUCUCAUCGGUGGCUUUGGAAAUUGACUAAUUCCACUAAUGAUUGGGGCCCCAGAUAUAGCAUUUCCACGAAUAAACAAUAUAAGCUUUUGACUCCUGCCACCCUCAUUUCUACUAUUACUAGCCUCCUCUGGUGUUGAAGCCGGGGCUGGAACAGGAGAAACAGUUUACCCACCGCUGGCAGGUAAUCUCGCCCAUGCAGGUGCAUCCGUUGACCUUACCAUCUUUUCUCUUCACCUAGCAGGUGUAUCUUCAAUUCUGGGAGCAAUUAAUUUUAUUACCACAACAAUUAAUAUGAAACCCCCAGCCAUUUCACAAUAUCAAACACCCUUAUUUGUCUGAGCAGUCCUUGUAACCGCCGUUCUUCUCCUUUUGUCCCUGCCUGUCUUAGCUGCUGGGAUUACUAUGCUUUUAACAGACCGAAACCUAAAUACAACAUUCUUUGACCCGGCAGGAGGAGGAGACCCAAUCCUAUACCAGCACUUAUUCUGAUUCUUUGGCCACCCAGAAGUAUACAUUUUAAUUUUACCAGGAUUCGGGAUUAUCUCACAUGUUGUAGCCUACUACGCUGGUAAAAAAGAACCUUUCGGCUACAUGGGAAUAGUCUGAGCUAUGAUGGCCAUUGGCCUCUUAGGCUUCAUUGUCUGAGCCCACCAUAUGUUUACGGUCGGGAUAGAUGUUGACACCCGUGCAUACUUCACAUCUGCUACAAUAAUUAUUGCUAUUCCUACAGGUGUAAAAGUCUUUAGCUGACUGGCCACCCUUCACGGGGGCUCAAUUAAAUGAGAGACCCCAAUACUCUGAGCUCUAGGAUUUAUCUUCCUAUUCACAGUGGGUGGACUUACCGGGAUUGUUCUAGCUAACUCAUCCAUCGACAUUGUUCUCCACGACACAUGUAUUUAUGUAGUUGCUCACUUCCACUAUGUACUCUCAAUGGGUGCAGUCUUUGCUAUUAUAGCCGGCUUUGUACACUGAUUCCCACUAUUUACAGGUUAUACUCUACAUAGCACAUGAACUAAAAUCCACUUUGGGGUUAUGUUUUUAGGUGUCAACCUCACCUUCUUCCCACAGCACUUCCUUGGCCUUGCAGGUAUGCCCCGACGGUACUCAGACUACCCAGAUGCCUAUACACUGUGAAACACAGUCUCAUCUAUUGGAUCUAUAAUUUCACUAGUAGCUGUAAUCAUGUUCCUAUUUAUCUUAGAGGAAGCCUUCGCCGCUAAACGGGAAGUCCUAUCCGUAGAACUAACCGCAACAAAUGCCGAGUGACUCCAUGGAUUGCCCCCCCCCUAUCACACAUUUGAGGAGCCAGCAUUUGUUCAAGUUCAAUCAAAUUAACCGAGGAAGGGAGGAGUUGAACCCCCUUGUGCUGGUUUCAAGCCAGCCGCAUAACCAUUCUGCCACUUCCUUAAGACAUUAGUAAACUUGAAAUUACAUCACUUUGUCAAGGUGAAAUUGUAGGUUAAAUUCCUGCAUGUCUUAAGCCCUGAGCUUAAUGGCACAUCCCACACAACUAGGAUUCCAAGACGCGGCAUCACCCGUUAUAGAAGAGCUUCUUCACUUCCAUGAUCACGCACUAAUAAUUGUAUUUUUUAAUUAGCACCCUCGUACUAUACAUUAUUGUUUGCCAUAGUCUCCACAAAGUUAACUAAUAAAUAUAUCUUAGAUUCCCAAGAAAUUGAAAUUGUAUGAACUGUUUUACCCGCUGUAAUUCUUGUUUUAAUUGCCCUACCCUCACUUCGAAUUCUGUAUCUUAUAGACGAGAUUAAUGAUCCCCAUUUAACCAUCAAAGCUAUAGGUCACCAAUGAUAUUGAAGUUAUGAAUAUACUGACUAUGAAGACCUAGGCUUUGAUUCAUAUAUGAUUCCAACUCAAGACCUCACCCCUGGACAAUUCCGGCUUCUUGGAGACAGACCAUCGAAUAGUAGUUCCAAUGGAAUCCCCCAUCCGUGUCCUAAUCUCUGCUGAAGAUGUGCUCCACUCCUGAGCUGUUUCCAUCUCUUGGGAUUAAACUAGACGGUGUUCCUGGGCGCCUAAACCAAACUGCCUUCAUUGCCUCCCGCCCUGGAGUAUUUUAUGGACAAUGUUCCGAAAUCUGUGGAGCUAAUCACAGCUUCAUACCCAUUGUUGUAGAGGCUGUUCCACUUGAGCACUUUGAACACUGAUCCUCGCUUAUACUAGAAGACGCCU
Messenger RNA from Paramisgurnus dabryanus, 2380 nucleotides. The record is from RefSeq and is a predicted model, not a curated record. Lineage: Eukaryota; Metazoa; Chordata; Actinopteri; Cypriniformes; Cobitidae.